AGUUAAUUGUGGGACAUACAACGUUAAGGUUGUAGAACGCGGAUAAAGAAUUACGGUUGAAAAUUGGUGAAUUAAAAAGAAACACUAAAUUACUUGAGGAAUAUGGAUUUAAAUUUAAAAUAAAGAAAUUAAAGUGUAUAAAAAAGAAAAAAUAUAUAAAUUUAAAAUGCGUGUAAGCAUGACAUAAAAUUUACCAAAAUACAUAAAAAAAGAGUGAAACAAUAAAAUUAUAAAAAAAAGAAAACAAAAUUGACAUUCAUGAUGAAUGAAUGAUUUUUCUUAAUAAAUUAUAAAACAGCAACAAAAGAAUCAUAAAUUUGUAUUUUCACAUUUCUUGCAAACAGCCAGGGAAAGUGUUACAAAUCAUUGUUAAUAUUUAUGUUGUUUUGUUGUCAUUUGUCUUAAAGAAAGUUCAAAUUCUAAAUAAAAUAAAUAACAAAAAAAAAAUUAAUUAACAAAAAAACCAAAAAAAGAAGAGGGGCUAAUAAAAAUAUAAUUAAUAUAUAUUUUUUUUAAUAAUAAAAGUGUAACAAAACAAAAGACUUAAGACACAAACUUGUUAUAAGAAUAAUAGAAAAAAAAUUAAAUUAAUUUAAUUCAACCAAACAGUGCUAAUUAAUAACAUUAUAUUUUGUUAUAAAAUACAAAAAUAAAUCAAAUUUAAAACAAAUUAUUUUAAACAGUUAUAAAUCUUAACAAACAUUAAUUUUACUUUCCUGCCAUAAGUGGAUUAUAUUUUGUUGUUGCUGUUUAUUUCCUUUUACAAUUUUUAUUGCGGCAACAAAAAGCUGCAACUGACAACAAGUAUCGUUUGGUUUUUUUUAAAGAAGUCAUUAACAAAGAAUUGCCAUUUGUUUAAUAUAACGUAACAAUAUGAUUUUAAGAAUAUUUCUAUUAACAACAGCUUUAUUAGCAGCACCCAGUACAAUAAAUGCACAAUUUCAUCAUUUUGGUGAAGCUAUAAAUACAUCACCAUUGGGAGCAGAUUGUGCUCUAAUAUUAGCGGGACCUGGUAGAUCAUCUGUCUAUGAUUAUAGUGUUAAUUUAUUCCGUGGUACAAUAGGUCCUUAUAAUGGUGACUCGACUUGUAUUACAUACGAUGCUGUUAAUGCUGCCUAUUUAGAUGCACGCAAAAGAAUACAUGUCUCACAACCCAAAGGUGAAUGGAAGGCCGAAGAUAUAGCCACUGUGGGUGAACUAUUACUGGACAUUUCCAUACAAUUGGCCAGAACUUAUGGUCUUUCUUAUGAAGAAAUCGAAAAAGGUUUACCCACCAUUGACACCUCGAAAACUUUGAUUCGUGAAGUCUGUCCACCUUUCUUCUCUGGUGUGGAAUGUCGUCCCGGUAAAUACAGACGUUUCGAUGGGUUAUGCAACAAUAUUGAACAUCCAACAUGGGGCGCUGCCAUGGCACCGUUUCAACGUUUAAUUGGUCCCCUCUAUGCUGAUGGUAUUAAUGCUCCUCGUAUAUCGGUGACAGGACGUGAUUUACCCUACUCACGUGUGGUUUCACGUACUAUGCAUCCCGAUGAUGGUUAUCAUGAUCAUGCUGGCACUGUUAUGGUUAUUGCUUGGGGUCAAUUUAUGGAUCACGAUUUCACUUUAACCGGUACACCCUUGGAUCCCAUUAAUCGUAAUGAUCCCGAAGAAUGUUGCAAACGUCCCAUGCAUUUGAAACAUCCCUAUUGUAAUGAGAUUCGUGUACCAGAUGAUGAUUAUUUCUAUCGUCUUUUCAAUGUUAAAUGUAUUGAUUUUGUACGUGGUUUCCCUUCACCUAGACCUGGCUGUAGAUUGGGUUCUCGCCAGCAAUUCAACACUUUAACUGGUGUCAUUGAUGCCAAUACAGUCUAUGGUGUAAAUGAGAAAUUCGCCCGCAAACUACGUACCGGUUAUGGUGGUUUAUUGCGCAUGAACCCUGUCUUCAAUGAAUAUGGUCUUAAGGAUUUAUUACCUCUCAAGUUAGAUAUUCCCGAUGAAGGUUGCACUAGACCCAACAAGAGUAUGUUCUGUUUCGAAGCCGGCGAGAUACGUGUCAAUGAACAAUUGGUCUUAACCUGUAUGCACACUUUAAUGGCCAGAGAACACAAUCGUUUGGCUACCGGCUUGGCACAUGUCAAUAAACACUGGGAUGAUGAGACUCUAUUCCAAGAGGCCCGUAGAAUUAAUAUUGCCAUUGUACAGCAUGUUACAUACAAUGAAUUCUUACCCAUUUUGUUGGGCAAAGAAGUUAUGGAGAAAUUUGGUUUGGUUUUGCAAAAGGAUGGUUAUUGGGAUGGUUAUGAUCCUAAGGUAAAUCCUGGUAUUAUUGAUUCAUUUGCUGGUGCUGCUUUCCGUUUUGGUCACUCCUUAUUGCCAACAGCUGUCGAACGUUGGUCCAAGGCUCAUAAGUUUAUUGCCUCAAAGAGAUUGUCCGAUUUGAUAAGACGUCCUUAUGAUUUGUACAGAGCUGGUGUUUUAGAUGAAUAUUUUAUGGGUUUAAUGAAUCAAGUGGCCCAGGCUAUGGACGACUCUAUAACACAAGAAGUAACAAAUCAUUUGUUUAAGAAGGAAGGUGCUAGAUUUGGUAUGGAUUUGGUGUCGUUUAAUAUGCAACGUGGUCGUGAAUUUGGUAUACCCGGCUAUAUGGAAUUCCGUAAAUUCUGUGGUCUACCCACUUCAAAUACCUGGGAUGAAAUGUUUGGUUCUAUGCCCAAUGAUACUAUUUUAAGAUAUCAAUCCAUAUUCGAACAUCCUGCUGAUAUUGAUUUAUGGUCUGGUGGUGUUUCGGAAAAAUCUUUGCCUGGUUCAAUGUUGGGUCCCACUUUUGCCUGUGUUAUUGCCACUCAAAUGAGUUAUAUAAGACGUGGUGAUCGUUUCUGGUAUGAGUUGCCCAACCAGCCUUCUUCAUUUACACCCGAACAAUUGCAGGAAAUACGCAAAGCCAAACUAUCACGUUUGAUUUGUGAUAAUACAGAUUUAAUAGAUACAGUACAAAUAUACCCCAUGGUAUUGCCCGAUCAUGAAAUUAACCCCCGUGUACCUUGUAAGAGUGGUAUUAUACCCUCAAUUGAUUUAUCAAAAUGGGCCGAUUAUGCUAGUCCCGAUAUCGCCUCACCAGUUUUUAACUAUAUUAAUGAAAUUCCCGAUACUUUGCUAAAUUUCCGUAAGAAAUAAUUGACGUUUCCCCAGUCCCUCAGCAUUUCUUUGUUAAAUACUCAAGGAGCAUUAUAUUCAUACUCCCUCCCUAAUCAUCAUUAUAUUUUUUUAUUUUUCUCUUACUCUUCGACACACAUUUCUCUUAUACAUUUUUUUAACUUAUUAAAAGUCGUCGUUUUCCGUUUACUCUCAUCUCUAUUCUAAGUCAAUGAUAUAUUUUUCUCUUUGAUACAUGUGUUCUUAGCAUUUUUCUUCAUAAUUAUUAUAAAAAAAGAAUGUAUUUUAUUUUAUUCACUUGCUGUCGUCAUAAUUAUUUUUUUCGAUUAUUUUGCAAU
Lucilia cuprina (Australian sheep blowfly) is the source of this 3470-nucleotide messenger RNA. It is a transcript of the gene cysu, whose product is annotated as peroxidase. Gene Ontology annotation, molecular function: heme binding; peroxidase activity. The record is from RefSeq and is a predicted model, not a curated record. Bases 874 to 3153 code for a protein of 759 amino acids. The transcript is spliced from 10 exons. Gene Ontology annotation, biological process: response to oxidative stress. Lineage: Eukaryota; Metazoa; Arthropoda; Insecta; Diptera; Calliphoridae.